Messenger RNA from Bursaphelenchus okinawaensis, 1462 nucleotides. The record is from the annotation of a GenBank genome assembly. Lineage: Eukaryota; Metazoa; Nematoda; Chromadorea; Rhabditida; Aphelenchoididae.
AUGUUUCGACAAAUCUACUCUGACACCGAGCACAAGUGUCAGCAAUGUAAACAGAACGUAGUACUUGUGGUGUCACCACAGUACCUCAGUUAUGACAUUGAGAUUGAAGAAGGCCUCUUUGAUGACAUAUUGAACACCAAGUUUGCUGUUAUCAAGGUAAGUUAUCUUAUACAACAGACUUCUAAAUAUAACACUGCCGAGUUCUCAAGGGCUCCGGCUCAAAGACAGCUCCGGUUCUGAAUUCGUAGCUGAGCCAAAGCGAAAAGAUAAAGCAGAAAAAGGCGAAACCGUAGCUAGAGUAAGAUCCAGAAAAUGUUGAGUUACAGUACAAAAGAAGAAGAAAAGGCCCGGAAAGAAAGCACAAUUUUGGUUCCAAAAUGCCUCCGGCUCUGGCUCUGAAGCUGACGCCAAAAAUUUUCAAAACCUCAAAACCGGAGCUGGAGAACAUUUUUAAAAAAUCAGAAAAAAUUUCAUUUUUUUUAGCAAAAACGAAUAAAACUAUCUGAUACGGUAGUUGAAGACUGGAUGCCAACAAACCAAGAUCAAGAAUUUAUGGCACAAUUGACUAAUGGGUCUGCUCUUUUGAUGAUUUUGAAUCGAAGAAAUGCGGUUGAAGCCGGUUCUGAGCUGGCCAAGUUUCAUAAUCGGAUUUGUAAAAAGUAAGAAAAGCAUAAGCCUGAGCCUAAGCCGAUUAAGUCUAAGUUUUUUACACCUAAGUCUACUAAGCCUAAUCCAAAGCCUAAGACAACUAAGCCUAAACCUAGUAAGCCUAAGCUUACUAGGCCUAAACCUACUAAGCCUAAACCUAAGCCUAAGCCUCCUAAGUCUAAGCCUACUAAGCCUAAACCUACUUAGCCUAAGCUUACAAAUCCUAAACCUACUAAGCCUAAGCUUACUAAGCCUAAACCUACUAAGCCUAAACCUAAGCCUAAGUCUCCUAAGUCUAAGCCUACUAAGCCUAAACCUACUUAGCCUAAGCUUACAAAUCCUAAACCUACUAAGCCUAAGCUUAUUAAGCCUAAGCCUUCUAAGCCUAAACCUACUAAGCCUAAGCUUACUAGACCUAACACCCUUAUAUUUUCAGCAAAUUAGGUAAAACUGGUGUGUACGUAAGUCCAGAUAUAAUCGAAGCCCAGCGUGACAUUAGGCUUCUGUUUCCCGAAGUUAAGCAGCUACAAGACGACUUGGCCGCUGUUAGAUCCUACGCCGCAACUCAUAUUGCUACACCGUUAACUAAUGUAAGUUUUAGGGUUUUUUUAGUUAAAAAAUCAAGUUAGGCAGUUGAUUUAACACUUAUUUAACCAAGUACUAUUUUGAAAACUAAAAAAAACAUGUACUAUUAAAAAAAACUUGAAAUUUCAAUUCCUGCUUACAGGAACUGGCAUCAUUGAGAAUAAUGUCAUCACAAGCCGAGCUCAGCCAAGCAGCCAUUAAGGAGCGUUUUGGAAAACAUCAUUUUUAG